This is a messenger RNA of Diutina rugosa, 1506 nucleotides long. RefSeq names its product She3p (gene SHE3). NCBI's taxonomy places the organism in Eukaryota, Fungi, Ascomycota, Pichiomycetes, Serinales, Debaryomycetaceae. Gene Ontology annotation, biological process: mRNA transport; endoplasmic reticulum inheritance. The transcript has a single exon. The record is from RefSeq and is a predicted model, not a curated record. The coding region runs from base 1 to 1506 and encodes 501 amino acids.
AUGGAUCGUCCCCAAAACGUUAAGUCGUCAAAAGUUAUCGACCAAUUACAUCUGCAAAUUGAUGAGCUCAAGCAGGAAUUAGAGCUGGUCAAGUUGAGCGCAGAUGAAUACAAGAAAAAGUACACUUUGGUGAUGCAAAAAAAUGAUCUGACUCUUGAUCAAAUGGCUAAUCUCAAACACGAAAAUGAUAUGAUCAACGCGUUAUUGAAGCGCAAAGAACGUCGUAUCAUAGACCUCGAAGAUUCAUUCAAUGAGCUCAAUCUGAAUAAUGAACUGUUACAGUUAGCAAACAAGAAUAUGAAGAUUCGUUGUGAAAACUUGCAAGAAUCAACUGCCGCGCUGACUGCUGAUCAUGAACGUCUUAAGAUUGCUUAUGACGCGUUGUUGGCAUCGCAGAAUGAGUACAAAAAGCAUUAUCAAAAAGAAUUUAACGACUUGGCCCAACAGUUUGAAAACUUCAAGAAAGAGCAAGAGCAUCGGUACGGAUCUUUGAACCAGAAGUAUGCCGAUAACGACAAGGACAUCGACGCAUUGUUGGAAUCUUUAACCAACAAACGUAAAACCAUGGACAACUUGUAUGUCAAUAAAAACAAGGCUGUCGUGGAAUUGCUUUCCAAACUUGCGCAUAUUGCUCGUAUCCAUGGACAAGAGUCUAAGCUUGUAUUGGAGGAAAAUGUUCAGGUAAUCAAAGAUGUGCUCGCCAAAUACCCUGACUUGAAGGAGAAGAUUGCAUUACACGAAAAAGUUGAGGUUGAUUUAGACUCUUUACUUCUGGAAUCUCAGGAAACUCUUGUUAAUUGCUCCUUUGAUGAAGAAGUUAGUGAACUGGACGAGAUCAAGCGCACGCUGGUUGAGUCUACGGUAUUGGGAGGAAAUACCAACACGGCUAACAAGCGCAACCUGAUCCAGUCCAAGCGCCGCAAGUCAAAGCGGGCUCUGAUGAGGUUCGACGGAAAGCUGGCUCCCGAUUUCAGCCACAUCAAUACACCCCAACUGACUCCCUUGUCGUUACCCAAACGGCCUAAUCUUUCAAAUAACCCCGGGCGGGUAGUACUGGGAAAUAACCAUGGUCGAACUCCAACUCCUCCGGGUGACGACUAUGGCUAUAAAGGUAAUCAGAACGGUUGGAACCCGGGUCACCACCACUCUCAGCUGUACUCCAUGUCGAAUAGCAACAUGGGUAAUCGUCUGUUCUCAAACCUGUCACGUCACUCACGGCAGACUCUGUUGCUGAUGGCGCAAAACUCUAAUUACCAAUUCGGUGCAUCCAAUCAGUUCGGCCAAAAUGCUGGAUACCAAAAUCAAUACCAAAAUAACGGUUAUCAGGGCAACUAUCAAAAUAAUGGCUAUCAAAGUAACGGCUAUCAGAAUAACGGUUACCAAAACAAUGGUUACCAGAACAACCAAAGAAAUAACAAUGCCAGCAAGAGAAGGUCCAUGUCCCAUUAUAACAACAAGCGGGUCUCCUCUGCUAACUUUGACAUGUCUCAAAUGAAUUUGCAUUGA